AUGGAGGUCUACAUCCCGUCCUUUCGCUACGAGGAGAGUGACCUGGAGCGGGGGUACACGGUGUUUAAGAUAGAAGUUCUAAUGAAUGGAAGAAAACAUUUUGUUGAAAAAAGGUACAGCGAAUUUCAUGCUCUGCACAAAAAGCUUAAGAAAUGCAUUAAAACUCCAGAAAUUCCUUCUAAACAUGUUCGGAACUGGGUCCCAAAAGUCUUAGAACAACGACGACAAGGUUUGGAAACAUAUUUACAGGCUGUCAUUCUGGAAAAUGAAGAACUUCCUAAACUGUUUCUUGAUUUCCUAAAUGUGCGACAUUUGCCCUCUCUACCAAAGACAGAGAGUUGUGGAUCUUUUGAUGAGACAGAAUCUGAAGAGUCAAGCAAACUGUCCCACCAGCCGGUGCUGCUGUUCCUCAGGGAUCCAUACGUCUUGCCUGCAGCCAGCGAUUUUCCAAAUGUGGUUAUUGAAGGAGUUCUCCAUGGGAUAUUUUACCCUCAUCUACAGCCCAGGUAG
This is a messenger RNA of Rangifer tarandus platyrhynchus (Svalbard reindeer), 510 nucleotides long. NCBI's taxonomy places the organism in Eukaryota, Metazoa, Chordata, Mammalia, Artiodactyla, Cervidae. The record is from the annotation of a GenBank genome assembly.